CCCUAGAGGUGUCAGUACCAGGUGCCUAGGACAAAUCUUCUAAAUACUAAUAUCUGUUUUCCGCGUAUUAAAUCAGAUAAUAUUAAGUGUACAGUUACAGUAACAGAUAGGAACGUUGGAUAACACACACCAUGUAUCGGGCAGACAAGGCCAUGUGUGUUCCCAUCCCGAUAUUCCCAGGACGCACUUGUCCCUGUGUUUAUCAUUCCAUUAAUAUUAAUCUAUAGGAGACUCCGCCUCUCUGCCCCGGAAUGUUCCAUAUAUACCCAGUGAGGGGCUCAUUCCCCUGCUCCUGGCACAGACACCAUAGCAUGAAGAUGCAGCUGAUGUGGGCACUUUCCCUCUGUUUCCUCACUGCGGUGCAAGGGGCGCAGGUUUGCUACGACCGCCUCGGGUGCUUCUCCGAUACCUACCCAUACGCUGGGACUUUGCAAAGACCAAUUGCAAAAUUACCAUGGUCCCCAGAACAAAUCAAUGUCCAGUUCAUGCUGUACACCAGAACCAACCAGGACAGCUACCAGAUAGUCAGCGCCACCGACCCCUCGACCAUCUCGUUGUCCAACUUCAGCACCGACAGGAAGACCCGAUUCAUUGCUCAUGGGUUUAUUAGCAGCGGAACCGAACCCUGGAUCACGGAUAUGUGCAAGGCAUUUUUCCAAGUAGAAGACGUGAACUGCAUCGCGGUCGACUGGAACGCCGGGUCCCACGCCCUGUACUCCCAAGCCUCCAAUAACCUGCGGGUCGUGGGCGCAGAAUUGGCCUAUUUUGUAAAGAUCCUUCAGAGUAACUUUGCCUAUUCCCCGGCCAAUGUGCAUCUGAUCGGGCACAGUUUGGGCGCUCACAUUGUCGGAGAGGCAGGGAAGAGACAGAAAGGCAUCGCUAGGAUCACCGGCCUGGACCCAGCCGAGCCUUUGUUCCAGAACACCCCCCCAGAAGUCCGGCUGGAUACCUCCGACGCGGCUCUGGUCGAUGUCAUUCACACUGAUGCCGGCCCUUUUCUUCCAGAUCUUGGGCUUGGAAUGAGCCAAGUGAUUGGCCACCUGGAUUUCUUCCCUAAUGGAGGGGUUCACAUGCCAGGGUGCCCCCAGAAUAUGCCAGAGAUGUCAAAUGCCAGCGUGGAUGACCUGUUGAGUGAAGUCUCUGACUUUAUUACCUGUAACCACAUGAGUGCUCCCAAGUACUACACGCAGAGUAUCACCCGUCCCAGCACGUUUGUGAGCUUCCCCUGCGCCAACUGGGAGACCUAUGAGUCGGCUCGGUGUAUGACCUGCCCCAGCGCCGGAUGCCCAAUCAUGGGUCACUACGCAGACACUUACACUGGCAUCACCUCCUCCAGCCAAGUCUUUUACCUCAGCACCCAAUAAUCCAACUCAGCACCCAAUAAUCCAACUCAGCACCACCGGCACCCAAGACGUUUAUCUCAGCACCCCUUAAUCCAACUCAGUACCCCUUAAACUCCUGCCAAAGUCACAAAUGGACCAACCGUAUCUCUAAUAAAAAUAUUAUUUGCACAAA
This is a messenger RNA of Xenopus tropicalis (tropical clawed frog), 1515 nucleotides long. RefSeq names its product pancreatic triacylglycerol lipase. Gene Ontology annotation, molecular function: triacylglycerol lipase activity; lipase activity. Gene Ontology annotation, biological process: lipid metabolic process. The transcript is spliced from 10 exons. Gene Ontology annotation, cellular component: extracellular region. The coding region runs from base 252 to 1364 and encodes 370 amino acids. NCBI's taxonomy places the organism in Eukaryota, Metazoa, Chordata, Amphibia, Anura, Pipidae. The record is from RefSeq and is a predicted model, not a curated record.